AUGGAAACCUGUCGAGAAGAACAUACAAGAUGCAAAAAACUUCUCACCAAUCCUCAUGCUCCAUUCAUCCCCAGACGUCUGCUGAAGAUCGACGUUCCUCUAGGAGCCAACAUUAGGAUAGUGGAAAGUGAUAAAGAAUUUCAAUCGACAGUGACAGGACUCCUAUAUGCGACACUUAGCCACGCUUGGGGUAAUCAUAAGAUUCAUAAGUUUGACACGCUUACUAAAGACAACCAAAAGCUCUUCGAAGCCUCUGGUAUCGAAUGGUCUCGGCUACCAAAGACGUUUCAAGAAGCAAUACUAGUUGCAAAGCAUCUUGGUCUGUCAUGGCUCUGGAUAGAUUCUCUUUGUAUCAUCCAGCAAGGCGACGGUGGGACAGACUGGACGUUCCAAGCUCCCCUGAUGCACCAGGUGUACCGGAGCGCUUUAUGCAAUAUCGCUGCUGCCGAUAGCUGCAACGCAACAAUGGGCCUUUUCCGAGAUCGCCAGCGAAGCUCAUUCCUACCAGCGCACUUUCGUACUCCUGCACGGACAAAAGUCUACACUAACCGAAACUGGUCUGUAUUUCGAAAGGACUGGUGGGAGUCAGAGCUUCUUAGAUUGUACCUCUACAGCAGAGCGUGGGUUUUUCAAGAACGUAUGCUGGCAGCCAGAAUCGUGCAUUAUGGCCGGAAUCAGGUAUUCUGGGACUGUGCAGAACUCACUGCGAGUGAAGUGUUUCCUCAGGGUCUACCAUACGCACUGGACGGACGGGCGGCGAGCGACCGACAUUGGCGAAUGAGACUGCAUGAGCGGAAACUCUUUGAAGCUCACCAGACCUGGGGAAGAGGUGACGAUUCGAUUGAGAAUUUCUGGCAGCUUGCUGUCGGAAAUUACACUCGGUGCAACUUGACCAAAUGGAAGGAUAAGCUGAAGGCACUCGAGGGUGUUGCGGUGCUGGUUGAGGAGGCCACUGGCGACAAGUAUCACGGAGGGCUUUGGCUCAUACACCUUGUGGAACAACUUGCGUGGAGGGUCGCCACGCCAUCUCAACGCCCUGCUCCUGAUCCAAAGGAGAACGACAUUCAUAGGUUUCCUACUUGGUCCUGGGCGUCUAUCAGAGGCAUGAUC
This is a messenger RNA of Pseudovirgaria hyperparasitica, 1110 nucleotides long. RefSeq names its product HET-domain-containing protein. The record is from RefSeq and is a predicted model, not a curated record. The transcript has 2 exons. The annotation marks the transcript as partial. Lineage: Eukaryota; Fungi; Ascomycota; Dothideomycetes; Acrospermales; Acrospermaceae.